UUAAUACGAACGUUCUUGGAACAGUUUUCAGACUGAAUAGUUAAGAAUGGCAGAUCGAGUUCCUCUGAAGGCAACAGAGAAUGUGCUUGGGUCGACCAAGGAGCAGGGUGGCCAAGGGCAGGUUGAGGCCAAGAAGACAAAUCCCUACGGACCUGAUUACCCGAAAGGGAUCCUGGUAAAAUGGAAGUUGUCUGAUUUCGAUAUUGGUCGUCCUCUGGGCAAAGGAAAGUUUGGGAACGUGUAUUUAGCGAGAGAGAAGGCGAGCAAAUACAUCGUCGCCUUAAAGGUUCUCUUUAAGUCCCAGUUGCAGAAGGCCCAGGUUGAACAUCAACUCAGGCGUGAAAUUGAAAUCCAGUCCCAUCUUCGGCACAACAAUAUUCUUAGGGAUAGGACGCUACCUGCGGCGGUCUGGAAGCAACAUGAUGGACAUUUUGACGAGAGGUUGUCUUGUAAAUAUAUUCGACAGAUGACCGAUGCUCUCAUCUACUGUCAUGCUAAAAAGGUUAUACACAGAGAUAUAAAGCCCGAGAACCUUCUUCUAGAUAUCAAAGGUGAUCUGAAGAUCGCUGAUUUUGGAUGGUCUGUUCACGCACCCAGCUCAAGACGAGGAACUAUGUGUGGAACCCUAGAUUAUCUGCCCCCAGAGAUGAUCGAGGGAAAGAUGCACGACGAGAAGGUGGACAUCUGGUCCUUGGGCAUCCUUACAUAUGAGUUCCUGGUCGGUAAACCACCAUUCGAGGCUGCCGAUAACGCCGCCACAUACAGGAGGAUUAUACAGGGUGUUGGACAAGUUCAAUUCCCUGAUCAUGUUUCUGCAGAGGCACGUGAUUUGAUCAGGAAACUGUUGGUGAAGAACCCAGAGGAAAGAAUUCCACUUGUAGAGGUUCUAAAACAUCCCUGGAUCGUGAGGUAUUCAUCUGGAUCUGCACCUAAAGAAAACUAACCCGUCUUCUGCGCUCAGCACCAACAGAUGGACCCUGAGAAGUCGAUUCAUCCAUCGCGUUCUGUGCUCUCAUCAGGACCCUGAGAGAUCUCACUUGUCCGUCCUGUUUCACACGCUCUUCAUUCUUAUCAAUGCUCUUUAUUGCAGUGUUAAUGUUAAAAAUACUGUGUUCUAUCACAGCUUUAUCAUUUAAGAUGUUUUCCUUGAACUUUUCAAGCUAAAUAUGAACAAGAGGAUUCUGUAUAUAUAUGUAGACAGUGCAUGAGCUGUUAUGCCCUUAGUUAAAGUAAAAAAUAUUUUUUUAAAACAAAAUUAAAAAGUAUUCAUGCACUUAUUUUAACAUGUUUAGUUGCUAUUUUUUCCGUCGUACGAUGAUUUCAAUCCAUCGAUUGAAGGAUUUAAAUAUGAUUAUUUCUAUGAAUAAAUCUUUGUUAGAUUUAAAGCAGAAUUGUGAUUUAAUAGAUCUGUAAAGCUAGUGUUUAACACCAGCUGAUCACUCUGUCCAUAGUAAAAUGUAAAGCUUAAUGUAUGUUGUGAGCUGAAUUAUAUCACCACACUGGAGGAGAUAUUCUAUCCGACAGUAAGGUAUUACAAUCUGUUAAACUGGUUUACAAUAACCAAGGUUUUUCUCAAAAUAUGAUAUUCGAUUUUAAAACAAUUAAGGAAAUUAGUUUCUGCCACAAAUUCUUAUUUCCUAUAUCUUUGCGUCUCGAUAUCAUAAACUUCAAUUAUCUAAUACUAUGAACUCUGUUAAAUCUAAUAGAAGUUUGAAAUAUGAAAGGUUUACACCGUUAGGAUGUAAAACAGAUAAUGAAGAUUAGAAAAUUUGAGUUUGUGCCAAUAGCUCAAUUCCUUUCGUUGAGAGAUUUUAAAGAUCAAUAAGCCUAUUGCUGAAUCGUAGCAAAUUAAGUACCAAUAGUAAAUAGACGUCUAUCACAACGUGGAAGGGAUUAGCAGUAAUAAUUUAGAAUUAGUGGAAGUUCAUGGAAUAAAAUUAUAUUGGUAAUGUGAAA
Eurytemora carolleeae is the source of this 1956-nucleotide messenger RNA. RefSeq names its product aurora kinase (gene aurA). Gene Ontology annotation, molecular function: protein kinase activity; ATP binding. The coding region runs from base 47 to 943 and encodes 298 amino acids. The transcript is spliced from 11 exons. NCBI's taxonomy places the organism in Eukaryota, Metazoa, Arthropoda, Copepoda, Calanoida, Temoridae. Gene Ontology annotation, cellular component: chromosome passenger complex; spindle midzone; spindle pole centrosome. Gene Ontology annotation, biological process: protein phosphorylation; regulation of cytokinesis; mitotic spindle organization. The record is from RefSeq and is a predicted model, not a curated record.